GAUGCCAAUGCCUCACCACUCGGACAGUGUGUGGGCCGCCCGGGGAACGGGGAACUACCGAUUUCCACCUACUGUUUAUUAAGCGGCCUCCGCGGGGCGGGCCCCCCACUCCGAAUCACGGCUGCAUUGUCGCGCAGUCCCAGCCGUCCAGUCUUCAGGUUAGGUCGGCAGCAGGCAGUGACAGGUGCACAAGUCAUCUUAUUGUCUUGAUGAGCUGAAGAGCUGAAGGAGAGUUUUCCGUCGACAGCCGGCACGACUGGCACAAAUCGGCACCAUGAGUCAGAUACCUGUCAGUGCCAAGCAGAUACUCAAAGAAAAUGGUACUGGAGGCUUCACGCUCUGUUCGGAGACCCUGGAGAGCAUCCUUGGGACAGAACACGCCGACAAACCCGUGAUAGUGAUAUCAGUAACGGGUACAACCGACCCCGGCAAGACAAUGAUUUUUGACAUGAUGCUACGGCAUCUCGAUCCAUCCACAAGGAGCACAGACGAUCGUGGCGGCUCUACGAGAGGAAUGGACGGCUGUCCAUCACGCAACAGCGGCAUCGAGUUGUGGCCGCACCUGUUUCCCGUGACGUUACCCACCGGGGAGGAGGCCGUCAUCGCGCUCAUGGACACCCAGGGCGCCGCUGAUGACGCGCCGCGGUCGCAGGCGGUGCAGUUCCUCGCCACUCUUCUCAGCUCGCUGCAGAUCUUCAACGUCGUGGACGACUUGAGUGACGAUGUUUUGGAGCAGCUGAGGCAGUCCAUAGAGUUUGGUCAGGCGCUGUCGAAGAGUACCGUCACCCCGGCCUUCCAGAAGCUCAUGUUUCUUGUGCACCAUUGGAAGGCGACAGACGAAUUUCCACUCGGUGCUGCUGGGGGUGACCACCUUGUGACGAAAUGGCUCCAGAACAAAAGGACAGAUGAGCAGAUCGAGAUGGUGCGCCAGCAUAUCCGUGACUGCUUCAGUGACAUUCAAGGAUUCCUCCUGCCGCUUGACCCACUUCGUAACGGAGUCUCUCGUUCUCCUUCCAAUUUGUUUGAAGAACUUUCGGGUAUUCAUUACAUGGAAUUAGUCUCUCGACUUUGCAACGAAGUCAUGGCAUUACACCCCAAAUACCGGGAGCUGAUCCAAGAGGCUCUGGCGCCAGAGAAUCUAGCCAUCAAGGUUGUCGCGGGUGAGCGCCUCACCGCUGGGGACCUGUGCAGGCUCAUCACCAAAUAUGUGGAACUGUUCUCCAGCGAGGAGCCGCCGAAGCCGGAGGACGUGGUGUACGCGACGAUCGCUUGUCUGCAUCCCGCAGUACAGGCCGCCAAAGAACAAUAUGUAGAGGCGAUGGCCAGUGUGUUUCGUGAGGGUCAGCCCGCGUUGAAUGACGACGAGCUGAUGAGACAACACAAGGAAGCCACAGCGAAGGCAGAGGCAACCUUCCACGCACAGAAAAAGACGGGAAACGACUCUCUGGUACAGAACGGCCUGAAGAUACUGCUGAAAGACAUUGAGAAGUGCUUUGAUGAUAUUGAUCAUGAGAACACUGGCAAACGCAAGAAGGAGGAACAGGCAGCUGAAAAGAAGAACAAUGAAGGGAGCCAGCAGUACAUCAUAGAGCUGGUAAAGACCUGUACGGAGAUGUACAUCAACGCGAUGAAAGCUGUUGCCGACGUCGACGGCUUCGUCACUCGAGACAAUUUAAGAAGGGCUCACGCCACCGCCAAGGAGAAUGCGAUGAAUAAGUUCGACGUCAGGAGCAAAAAACAUACAGUCGAGUGGGACAGUCGCUUUAAGUUGACAUGUGUCAUCGGUGCACGCUUUCGCCUGAUUCAGCACCACAACGAGGUCAUGAAAGACGCUAAGAAUCGACAAGCCGUACGUGGCAACAUGAAGGCCGUGGAAGUGGCUCUCAAAACCUACCGAACUGUGAUGAGCUCGACGAUCUCUGGGGAAGGCAUGAACGACGACGGCCUUAUGGGCCAGCAUAACCGGUCACUCGGGGUAGCCGUCGAAAUUGUCAAAUCGCUUCAUGAAGGGGAUGAAGAUACGGCUGAAAAAUACGUGCAGGAACUCAAGACGCUCAUCGGUGAGGAGUUUAAAAUGAUCAGAUACAGUCACAAAUCAUAGAAACCCAAAGCAAGGAGGAGCCAACCGCUAUGUGUGAUAGAGUGAGUGUUUCACAAUUUGCCACCACGAGCUGGUCGUGAACUAAUUGUAUGGUCGUGCGGUGGCAGGCAGUUUGAAGGCCGAUUGGUGCGGCUGUGACAGUAUUUGUACCGGCAGCAGCGCGGCGUCCGAGGAACGUGUCAGCGACGUCGGGCGUAGGCACAAAUCAGGGCAGGAGAGAUCGCAGGAGACGGACGAUGGUGACGCCAUGGGGGACGCACGGGGGCGAUAGCGGGCAAAAGUGAUCGUGGUGUGGUAUGGCAUGGCUGCGAUGAUAGUGGGAGUCAACCGGCGCGUGUGGCGCCGUCUUCAGCUUGAGCUGCUGCUAUUACCUAUAUUUCACUCUUCAAAUCCAAGAACAAGGAUGGAUGACAGGCUUUAAUUUUAUGGUUUGCUAUAGGAUGCAGUUGCAAUGUGCGUUGUGUAUUUUACAUAUAAUUAUU
Molecule: messenger RNA, 2583 nt
Organism: Amphibalanus amphitrite
Lineage: Eukaryota; Metazoa; Arthropoda; Thecostraca; Balanomorpha; Balanidae
Product: atlastin-like
Exons: 2
Coding region: 275-2101 (608 amino acids)
Molecular function (GO): GTPase activity; GTP binding
Source: RefSeq, a predicted model, not a curated record